This is a messenger RNA of Quercus robur (English oak), 1719 nucleotides long. RefSeq names its product histidine--tRNA ligase, chloroplastic/mitochondrial. The record is from RefSeq and is a predicted model, not a curated record. The transcript has 11 exons. The coding region runs from base 62 to 1573 and encodes 503 amino acids. Gene Ontology annotation, molecular function: ATP binding; histidine-tRNA ligase activity. NCBI's taxonomy places the organism in Eukaryota, Viridiplantae, Streptophyta, Magnoliopsida, Fagales, Fagaceae. Gene Ontology annotation, biological process: histidyl-tRNA aminoacylation. Gene Ontology annotation, cellular component: cytoplasm.
AGGCCGAGCUAAGCGUGCCACGUCCUCACUCUCUCUCUCUCUCCCACAGUCUCGCACCACCAUGCCUGCAAUCCCUUCAUCGCUUCUUCACCUGAAGCCUUUAUUCUUCUCUCUCCCUCGCUUCUCAUCUCCGUCACUCGCUCUCAAUCGCGUUCGCAAAUUCCCAAUCCCUACAAUAAACCCUAGAAGCCUCUCUUCUCUAUCGUCCGCCGCCGCCGCCGCCGCAGCACAGUCCACCGGCGAUAAUGGCAGUGGCGGAGGUAGGUCCGGUGCGCUCGCUCCACCUCCAAUCACCGAAGAGUUGCAGAAAAUCGACGUCAAUCCUCCCAAGGGCACCAGAGACUUCCCCCCCGAGGAAAUGCGCCUCCGCACUUGGCUCUUUCACAAUUUCCGAGAGGUUUCGCGGCUGUUUGGAUUCGAGGAGGUUGAUUUUCCGGUAUUGGAGUCGGAGGCAUUGUACAUUAGAAAAGCCGGCGAGGAGAUUAGGGACCAGCUAUACUGUUUUGAAGAUCGGGGGAACCGUCGAGUUGCAUUGAGGCCCGAGCUCACUCCUUCGUUGGCGAGGCUUGUGAUACAGAAAGGAAAAUCUGUAUCCCUCCCAUUGAAAUGGUUUGCUGUAGGACAGUGUUGGCGUUAUGAGAGAAUGACAAGGGGUCGGCGCCGUGAACACUACCAGUGGAACAUGGAUAUCAUUGGUGUACCUGAGGUUACGGCUGAAGCAGAACUUAUUUCGUCUAUCGUCACUUUUUUCAAGCGAGUUGGAAUUACAGCAUCAGAUGUUGGAUUCAAGGUUUCUAGCCGAAAGGUUCUACAAGAAGUAUUGAGGUGCUACUCUGUUCCUGAAAGUUUAUUCAGCAAGGUUUGCAUAAUCAUAGACAAGAUAGGGAAGAUUCCAGUGGAUGAGAUAAAGAAAGAUUUGAAGUCCGCUGGUGUAUCAGAAGAGGCUGCUGAAGAGCUGUUGCAAGUUCUUUCCAUAAAGUCAUUGACGAAGUUGGAAGAGAUACUUGGAGGUGCUGGGGAAGCUGUUGCUGAUCUGAAGCAGCUGUUCUCCCUUGCUGAAAAGUUUGGUUAUGCUGAAUGGAUUGAAUUUGAUGCAUCAAUUGUCCGUGGGCUUGCAUACUACACUGGUAUUGUGUUUGAGGGUUUUGAUAGGGAAGGAAAGUUGCGAGCCAUUUGUGGUGGUGGGCGAUAUGACCAGUUACUCUCAACUUUUGGGGGCGAUGACCUUCCUGCAUGUGGCUUUGGUUUUGGUGAUGCUGUUAUAGUCGAAUUGCUCAAGGAUAGAGGACUUCUACCAGAACUCAGCCUCCAAAUUGAGAAUAUUGUGUGCGCUCUAGAUGUUGAUCUUCAAGGAGCAGCUGCCAGAGUCGCUAGUAUACUCAGAGAACAAAGCCAGACUGUUGAUUUGGUUUUGGAAAGUAAACCACUUAAAUGGGUGUUCAAACGAGCUGCACGGAUAAAUGCGCACAGGCUGAUACUAGUUGGGAAUUCAGAGUGGCAAAGGGGUAUGGUGGUUGUUAAAAUCCUUUCUUCUGGUGAACAGUAUGAAGUCAAACUUGAUGAACUAGUGUGAUAAGAUUUGACUGUUUUGGCAUUUUGUGCUCUUUGAUUUAUCCUUGAUAGUUAGAUUCAACCUUUGUCAAUUCAAAUUUUAUCUGAAAUUAGGUACUUCCAUUUGUAUUUUCGGUAUAUACAUCAAUGAAAUUAAUUCAAUUCAAA